AGCUUGUCUGUGUCUCUUUAACACGAGCAGCGUCUGUUCAGACCUCCGCACAACAACAAACGCGCUUUACGCGGCAGGAAGAGACCCAAGAAGGAGAAAGAAAGAUAUUUAACAUGUAGGUUUUGUCAGCAGACACCUUCGAAAAGUUAACAGUCUGUGGAUAAGAGGAUUUUUUAAAAACGGGACAAAGAGACCGUCGCAUCCAGAUUUUCUCGGCAGACUUUACAGAGCAGAGCAGACUGUCCAACAUACAUGUUUUCCUGCACUCGGAGGUAUGUAGCUGGACUUAUGUAAGUCGGACGACCCCUCCCUGAGUACCAGAGAACAGAGAGACAGAUAGAGAAAGAAAAUCUGCUCACUGGCGUGAGUUCCUGGGAUGCUCGACCGACCUGUACCCCAUGCUUUUCUAAGGCCUCCAGAAGCUGAAGACAGGGUGUCAUUGACAGAGCGAGUGACCCCCCUGAGCUGCCACCAUGGCCCUGGUUCAGGCUCUGCCCAUAUCUGCUGAGCCCCACAACCCAGGCCUCAGUGGAGGAGCCCGCAGACGACGCCCGUCCGGCUCCUCUCCCCCCAUCAACGCACCACCCUCCAGUCUGGAUCCUAUGGGUUCUGUCAGCAGCCUCAUCGCCACCCGCCCAGGCCCCUACCAGGACCCUCGCUCUGGUGUCGAGCUGGGAGCCAGAGUCCGACGGCCCACUCCGGGCGCCUCCUGCCUGGGCUCCGAGUCGCCCCAAGACCCUUUACUGCAGAGACGCACUCCUCCGGUGAAGAAACAGAGCUCCACGACGUCCAGCAGGGGGCUGGAGAAGGAGAGUGGGAACGCGAACUACACCUAUCUGAAUGAGGACUAUGUAGGUGACUGGAAUGACAACCUUGUAACUGCUUCCAGCCCAGGAAGCGAUGCAGACGACACUAAAGGAUCAGGGUUGAAUGGGAACAUGGGGGGACCUCCUCCAAAACUGAUCCCUGUGUCAGGAAAACUUGAGAAGAAUAUGGAGAAAACAGUGCUGCGGCCCACUGCCUUCAAACCUGUCAUUCCCAAGAGCCGUACCUCCAUGCAAUACCUCUCCCCUCGCCAUUGUGCCAACGCAUCAGAAAGCCAAAACAAUCUGAACCUGCUCAGCCCCACACACAGGGAUGUGUCGCCAUCUUGUUCUGAGAAACGCAGCUCGUACAGCGGGGGGCGUAAUGGCGGUGGAGGCAGCAGCCAGUCCUGCUCGCUGUCCGACUCGGGCCGCAACUCCCUCUCCAGCCUGCCGCCUUACAGCAGCGCCGGCUACAGCCUGGCGUCAGGAGAGGCCUCUGCUGGCCAUCUGGAGCCCAUGAAGAGCGCUCCGCCGGUCACCGCACACGGACACUCGAACUCAGACAGCGGGCGCUCAUCUUCCAGUAAGAGUACAGGCUCCGGGUCAAUAAGCGGGCGAGGACAGCCCCUGUCUGACAGCGGGUCUAGCGGGCGCUCACCUGGCCCGGUGGAGGGAUAUGAGGGGGUGGUGAGGGACCUGGAGGAUAAGCUGAGGGAGAGGGAGCUGGAGCUGCAGCAACUCAGAGACAAUCUGGACGAGAAUGAGGCUGCAAUUUGUCAGGUUUAUGAGGAGAAACAGAAGCGCUUUGAGCUGGAGUUGGAGGAGCUGAGGCAGGGUUGUGCCACCAGGAUGCAGGUGGCCUCUCAGAAGGCCCAACGAGCCCAGCAGGUGCUUCAGUUGCAGGUUUAUCAGCUCCAGCAGGAGAAGAAGAAGCUGCAGGAGGACUUUGCUCAGCUUCUGAAGGAGAGGGAGCAGCUGGAGGAGCGCUGCACCUCCUAUGAGCAUGAGAAGAUCCAGCUGGGACCUCGUCUGGAGGAGACUAAGUGGGAGGUCUGCCAGAAGUCGGGGGAAAUCUCCUUGUUGAAGCAGCAGCUGAAGGAGGUGCAGGGAGAGUUAGCCCAGCGUGUUGGGGAGAUCGUUUCGCUGCGGGGUCAACUCAGAGAGACUCGUGGUGAGCUGACAAACACCCAGGUCCUUCUUCAGGAGGCAAACGGCACAACUCGCACACGAACGCUGGAGCUGGAGGUGUGUGAAAACGAGCUUCAGCGCCGCAAGAGCGAAGCGGAGCUGCUCAGAGAGAAGGUAGGGCGCCUUGAGGGAGAGUUGGUUCAUCUCAGAGAUGCUUUGGCCAAUCAGGGUCCAGGAAACAGACAGUGUCAGGUGUUCCAGGAGGCGGAGGAGCAGCUGCUAGCCUAUGAGAGUGAUGAGGCAAAAGCUCAGCGGCAGAGCAACACUGACGCUCUGCAGAACAUGAAGGUGCAGAUGGACAGGAUGAGGACGGAGCUGGCCUUCGAGCGCCAGCGGGCCGAGCAGCAGUCGGGAAGCUUUGAGGAGGAGCGCAGGAUAUGGCAGGAGGAGAAGGACAAAGUCAUCCGCUACCAGAAACAGCUGCAGCAGAACUAUGUGCAGAUGUAUCGCAGGAACCGAGAGCUGGAGCAGCUCCUGCAGGAGCUCAGUCACGAACUGGAGAGCAGAGAGGAGGACGAGGGCAGCGGCAACGAGAUCAACUUUGACGAGAUUGCCGCCACAGAAAUUUGACCCUCGUAUCUCUCCAUCUUUUUGAUUUGCACUACUGUCUACUAAAGUCUUUUUUUUUUCACUUACACGUCAUAGAUGUGGUGUCUAACGUGCUGUCUGGAUAAAAACAGUCUGUUGAGAUGACAAACACGCAGAUUGGUAUCACAAAUGUAAAAAGAACACCCGCAGUGUAAAAUCAGCUUCACUUUGGUUCUGCCUCAUUGGUCUUUUCUCCAAGGAGUCUCACUUGGAAGCCAAUGACCUCUAUUAGUCGUUAGUAGGCCAUCUCAGUCCUCUGCCCCUCCAUUAAUGUCUGUCUUAGUGUUUGCACUAAUAAGGAAUCAGCCUCCUGGUCCUCCUUCCCAGUUUUAGGCCUUUUGUGGGAGAUUUGUUGUGUAUGAGUACCUUCACUCAACCUUUCAAGAUCCUCCUCUUCUGUGUUAUGACUCCACCUUCCCUGCUGGGUUUAACGCUACACUCCUACUCUGUGUUAGCAGUCAGCUCUCAUUAGUACCGUUAAUUUAAAUGGAGCCCACGCUGUUGUCAGUAAACGUGGGAUACCAGACUUUCAGUUAACUAUGAUGAGCGUGAGUGAAUCGGAGCGGGGUGCUAAUGACGGUGGAUGCAUUAUGGGUGACGUUAUGACCAAGGGACAGUAGAAGGCUCUUCUGUUGUUACAGUACUUUGUUCAUUAUCGGUUGUCCUGUAGUUCUGGUUGGAGUUUGGUGAAAAAACAAGAGAAAAAAUCAAAAUUUCUAACCAUAUUUGGCACAGAUGUGAUGUUUUCUUAACUGUGAGAGCAGACAGAAUGAAAUAUUUCUGGAGUCUGAUAUUCAGUCCUGUUUGUGUCUGAACAGGGAAACAAAGUUUAAGCCUCAUUAAACUGUAUUAAAGGUGGAAAAAUGAUCAUGAACAUCUGUACAGUCUAAUGUAAUUAAACACAAUAACAGCUGGAACAAAUGCUACCUUAACACCUUACAUCCAGUGCACAUAUAAGCCAUAUCGGCUUCCCCUUCCUGCACACACACACACAAAGUUGGUAUAGUUUCAUUUUACAGGUCAAUUUUAUAUUAAUUUCCUGGAAAUUUUAAUGGUUAAAUUUUUAGGACAUUUUACAGAGAGAUUGUUGCAAUUUGGUAGAAAUGAUUAUAAACAAAAACUGAAAAAAGUGUUAAGUUGGUUUAGUUUCAUCAUAUUUGGGUUCAUAAAUAACCCUAACUCAUAAAUAAUUGUUAAUUUGCAAAAACUCUAAUAAAUGAGACUCUUAACAACUCUUUAACAGACAGAAAAUACUUGGUUUUGAGUGUGUAGUUUUGUUUGUCAAACUACAUAUUAGCAUAUAAAGUUGUUACUUGAAAACUAUAAUUACUUUUAAAGAAAUGUCUUAUGAAUUAGGCAGAUGGCUGCCCACCAAGAGCCUGGUUCUGAUAAAUGUUUCUUCCCGGUAAAGGGGACUUUUUCCUUGCUGUUAUCGCCAAGUGCUUGCUCAUGGGGGAAUGUCUGGGAACGGUUAAAUAACUUGCAAAUUAUAAAUUAAAUUACAAAAAAAAAACUUGAAAAUUUCCAGGAAAUUAGUAUAAAAUUAAAGAAUCUGUAAAAUUAAGUAUUCCCGAAAAGCUUCGUCAAACUGUUGUCUGAUUGAAUUACAUCACUUUUCCUGUCAUGUAGAAGAGGGUGAUGUGGCUAAAAUCUUCUGACAUGAUAUAUGGCAGCAUUAAUAUACUGGUAUAUUGUGAUUAAGAUGUUAUUUAAGGAUAAAAUAAAGUCUGUUUUUGGUUAAUACAGCAAACUGAAUAUCCAGCAAAUGAAGAAACUUGAUCACAUUGAUGCCAAAAUCAUGUUGCCAUAAAGCAGUCCGGAUUUCUGUCACUGCUCCCUUUUUAAAACUUCUACUUAGUUACGAUCAGAAACGUACAACACUUUGAACCCUAAUUAGCUCCUCAUGUACCUGGUCAGGUGUCUGACGAAGAGCCGAACGAGGCUUAAAACAUUGUACAGAGUUACAGUUUUUUAGGAUUAAGCUGUAGAACAAGAAAGAUGUGUGGACAGUUGGUCUGACUUACCCAGAGAUAUUAAAAGGGAUAACUACCACUUCUUAAACGGUAUGACAAAUGUGCAUCAUCUCAUGGUAUAUAUAUCCAACCCUUUGCUGUUGGAAGUAAUGAAAUGUACAUACAAUUUCAGAAAAGUGUCGUUACUAAAGCACAACCACGACUGUUCUUGUAUCUGAUAUUUAGAGAAAAUACUGUUUCUCUUUGAUUGCUGUGAUGCAUUACUGAGAUGUGUGUAUUACAUCACUAAAAGAGGGAAAAUCAUGCACUGAAUGAUAGGUGUUUUGGUGUAAAGUCAAACUACUCCAUUUCCAACAAUCUUUUUAAAAGGAUAGGAUGUGUUUGAUGUGUAUUUACUUCCCUGUACAGUUCAAAGGCACACUCAUUACCCACCAGAAGACACUUUUUCUUCUAUUACUGCUGAUUGAAUCAUCAUCCACUGUAAAUAACCCCCUAGAUACUGACAAAUCAUACAUGAUAAAGUGUAAGUUUUCUUCCAGAGAUGUCUGUUAAUCUCAAAAAAAUAAAAAACAUAGCCACUGUGAAUAGACCAAAGCAAUGUCGCACAUUAUAUUUUGCUCCUCCAGUACAGUUCCUGUAUAUUAACGUACGUGUGGAUGUUUGUUCUGGUUCCUCAGUAUAAUUUUAUAAUCCACAAUAUUUGUAUGAAGACAUUAAAUGUAUAUUUUCAUGCUGUACAUUUCUUGAACAAACCUACUAUGUUUUUAAUUAAAAAAAGACAAAAUGUAA
This is a messenger RNA of Thunnus maccoyii (southern bluefin tuna), 5344 nucleotides long. RefSeq names its product leucine zipper putative tumor suppressor 2 homolog. Lineage: Eukaryota; Metazoa; Chordata; Actinopteri; Scombriformes; Scombridae. Gene Ontology annotation, biological process: negative regulation of canonical Wnt signaling pathway; cell division. Bases 474 to 2564 code for a protein of 696 amino acids. The record is from RefSeq and is a predicted model, not a curated record. The transcript has 8 exons.